AUGACUAUUGAAUCGAAUGCACAGAAUACACGACCAGAGGAUGCACCACCGCCUACCAACAACGGGGACACAGAGCACCCAGAAUACACUCAGCCAUUAGAGCAAACAGAUCGCUCCAGCAACUCACUCUCCCUCUCGAACUCGGACGAAUUAGAAAAUCUCGCUACACCUCCACCUAGGACUCGGAGAAUCGCCUCUGCGAGUCAAUCAUACGGUCUGCGUAACGAUGCACAAGAAACACCAACGCGCGCAACCAGCGAUGAAGAUGCUGAACAAGCGCUCAACAAUAGCACUGUGGACGCUGAUACUGUGGCAGUUGCGCGUGGGGAACUCGGCGGUAAUCUCGGACCGUAUGCGCAAGCAGCAGAAAUAGCACCGAGCAGGAGUAAUCUCAGUUCUAUAUUCACUGCGCCCAUUAUGCAGAAUGAUGAUUCUCGCUAUGGACGCUACAGCACCAUCUCAACCGAUACAGAGUACAAAGACAAUCCAUAUCGCAACUCAAUUCCCGUAGAGAUACUCCAGCAGAAACAGGAUGUCAACCAGAAACAGGAUAUUAACACCAACGACAACAUUACACCACUCAAGAGCAAAAUCCCAUUCAAGAAUGUGCUUUUCUGGGAUAAUCUUAAAGAUGACACUGAUAUGGAAGACGAUAAUCUGCACACAUUCGAUCCGUCAUACAACCAGAAAGACGGCAGCGGCUUCUACCCGUUCAGCGGGAGGGGGUGGCUCAACGCGGGUCUGAUCACGAUACUUAUCGCGGCGUUGCUGAUGCUUUUUGCCGGAUACCCAAUUCUAUCGCGCUUCCGCGACACUGAGCCUGUCAACGACGGCGGGUACAAUCUUGGCGGUAUCAACGCGACGGGCCAGGUACCCGUCCUACCAGGCGUGCGCGGGCUAGUUGACGAAGACACCCCCGACUCUGUCAAGCACCGCGUCGGAACAGACGGAAAGGACUACAAGCUUGUUUUCUCCGAUGAGUUCGAGCAGGAAGGCCGCUCGUUUUUCCCUGGCGAAGACCCUUAUUUCGAAGCUGUCAAUUUGUGGUACUGGCCCACGGGCGACAUGGAAUGGUACACGCCAGAGCAGGUGCGCACGCGCGACGGCAGUCUGCAGCUGACGAUGGACGAGCACACGGUCGGCAAUCUGAGCUACAUAAGCGGCAUGGUGCAAUCAUGGAACAAGCUGUGUUUCACAGGCGGCUAUAUAGAAUUCUCCAUUCAGCUGCCUGGCCGUGGUGACGUGUCUGGUUUCUGGCCGGGAGCAUGGACGAUGGGAAAUCUCGGGCGACCAGGCUACGGUGCGACGACGGAAGGCACGUGGCCUUACAGCUACGAUAGCUGCGAUGUCGGCGUCAUGCCGAACCAGACAAACGAGGCAGGCACCGCCCCCCAAGGUGCCCUCACUAGCAACGGCGGCGGCCAGCUCUCCGUGCUUCCAGGGCAGAAAAUCAGUAAGUGCACCUGUCCUGGCGAGGACCAUCCAGGACCGCGCCAUGACGUGGGUCGCGGUUCACCCGAAAUCGACGCUCUUGAGGCUCAGACUGAUUUCGAGCGUGAGGGUGGUGCUGUGUCACAGUCGAGUCAAUUCGCACCGUUCGAUUUCGCCUACGACUGGCGCAAUGGUUCGGGUUACACGGAUAUCUACGAUCGGUCUGUAACGGAAAUGAAUAGCUAUAAAGGAGGUGUCUACCAAGAGGCUGUCUCAGGUGUCACCUUUCUCGGUAACGACGCAUACGAACUCACCGAGCAGGAAUUUAUGACUUUCGGCUUCGAGUACUCAGCUGAUCCCAAAACACGCGAUAGCAACUACGUGACGUGGUUCGUGGAUGAUGAAAAAUCAUGGACUAUGCAUGCAGCGUCUGUCGGGCCAGAUGAGCGUGUUGACAUCGGUCAGCGUCUUGUCAGCGAGGAGCCCAUGUCAAUCAUAAUGAACUUUGGUAUGGCUGAAGGAUUCGCAAACCCUGAAAUUGAUAAGCUGCAAUUUCCAGCGACAAUGUCAAUUGAUUAUGUCAGGAUAUAUCAACCUGAGGACAAUAUUAACAUUGGGUGCAAUCCGCCGGAUUACCCAACAACAGACUAUAUCAAUGAUCAUUUAGAAGCCUACCAGAACAAUAAUAUUACACAGUGGGAAGAUCUUGGGUAUAGCUGGCCCAAGUCAUCACUGAAUGGGGACUGCUAG
Molecule: messenger RNA, 2181 nt
Organism: Wallemia ichthyophaga EXF-994
Lineage: Eukaryota; Fungi; Basidiomycota; Wallemiomycetes; Wallemiales; Wallemiaceae
Product: Beta-glucan synthesis-associated protein KRE6
Exons: 4
Coding region: 1-2181 (726 amino acids)
Biological process (GO): fungal-type cell wall organization; (1->6)-beta-D-glucan biosynthetic process
Cellular component (GO): plasma membrane; endoplasmic reticulum membrane
Molecular function (GO): glucosidase activity
Source: RefSeq, a predicted model, not a curated record